This is a messenger RNA of Balaenoptera ricei (Rice's whale), 4873 nucleotides long. RefSeq names its product golgi associated, gamma adaptin ear containing, ARF binding protein 2 (gene GGA2). The record is from RefSeq and is a predicted model, not a curated record. Gene Ontology annotation, cellular component: trans-Golgi network. Gene Ontology annotation, molecular function: ubiquitin binding; small GTPase binding; phosphatidylinositol binding. The transcript has 18 exons. Lineage: Eukaryota; Metazoa; Chordata; Mammalia; Artiodactyla; Balaenopteridae. Gene Ontology annotation, biological process: intracellular protein transport; vesicle-mediated transport. Bases 63 to 1973 code for a protein of 636 amino acids.
CACGCCAGACGCCGGCGGCUGAAGGGCAGGGGAGCCCGCGGCCUCGCUGCGGGGCUGGGCCUAUGGCGGCGACGGCGACGGCGGUGGCGGCGGGGGCCGGGGCCGCGGCGGGGGCCGAGUCGGCCGAGGGGCCCCCGGGGCCGGCGGCGGCGCUGGAGCUGUGGCUCAAGCUUGAAAGAGCUUCUCCGUCAGGACCAGUGAGAUAUUUCACUGGAGAGCCAGAUAAAGCCACAGACCCAAGCAUGUCAGAACAGGAUUGGUCAGCUAUCCAGAAUUUCUGUGACCAAGUGAACACUGAUCCCAAUGGCUCAACCCAUGCACCUUGGCUACUGGCCCACAAGAUCCAGUCUCCACAAGAGAAAGAAGCUCUUUAUGCCUUAACGGUGCUGGAGGUGUGUGUGAACCACUGUGGGGAGAAGUUCCACAAUGAGGUGGCCAAGUUCCGCUUCCUGAACGAGCUCAUCAAAGUGUUGUCCCCAAAGUACCUAGGCUCCUGGACCACAGAAAAAGUUAAAGGAAGAGUCAUUGAAAUACUCUUCAGUUGGACAGUCUGGUUUCCAGAAGACAUCAAGAUCCGAGAUGCUUACCAGAUGCUGAAGAAGCAAGGAAUCAUAAAGCAAGACCCUAAACUACCAGUGGAUAAAAUCUUGCCCCCACCUUCUCCCUGGCCCAAGAGCUCCAUCUUUGAUGCCGAUGAAGAAAAGUCAAAGCUUCUGACAAGGCUUCUGAAGAGCAGCCAUCCUGAGGAUCUUCAGGCUGCAAACCGGCUGAUCAAGAAUUUGGUCAAGGAGGAACAAGAAAAAUCAGAAAAGGUGUCCAAGAGAGUGAGCGCUGUGGAGGAGGUACGGAGCCACGUGAAGGUGCUGCAGGAGAUGCUGAGCGUGUACCGCAGGCCAGGGCAGGCCCCGCCAGACCAGGCCGCCUUGCAGGUCGUGUAUGAGAGGUGUGAAAAGCUGCGGCCCACCCUGUUCCGGCUGGCAAGCGAUACCACCGAUGAUGACGAUGCGCUUGCGGAGGUUCUCCAGGCAAAUGACCUCCUCACCCAGGGAGUUCUGCUGUACAAACAGGUGAUGGAGGGCCGUGUCACCUUUGGGAGCACAGUGGUCAGCUCUUUGGGAGACAUACCUGUCUCCAGAGUCUUUCAGAAUCCAGCAGGCUGCAUGAAGAACUGCCCCCUGAUUGACUUGGAGGUGGACAGUGGGUCCGAGCAGGCUGGGACUGUGGCGCCAUCUUUACUGCAUCAGGACCUGGCAGCCUUAGGGAUCAGUGAUGGCCCAGUUACUAAAAAGGUUGCGAGUCAGAAUUGCGGUCAGGAAAAGAGGAACCCUACCACCAGCACGCUGCCGGGUGGUGGUGUUCAGAGCCCUUCUGCAGAAAGGAACUUGCUGGAUCUCCUCUCCCCACAGCCGUCUCCGGGACCUCUGAAUUAUAUUCCGCAGAAAAGUAUCCCCAAGGAAGUGCCACCAGGUACUAAGUCCUCUCCAGGUUGGUCCUGGGAGGCUGGCCCAUUGGCUUCUUCUCCAUCUUCCCAGAAUACACCUCUGGCUCAAGUGUUUGUCCCUUUGGAGUCUGUUAAGCCCAGCAACCUGCCUCCUCUUAUCGUGUAUGACCGGAAUGGAUUCAGAAUUCUGCUCCACUUUUCCCAGACUGGGGCCCCUGGCCACCCAGAGGUGCAGGUGCUACUGUUGACCAUGAUGAGCACGGCCACCCAGCCUGUCUGGGACAUCAUGUUUCAAGUAGCUGUGCCAAAGUCAAUGAGAGUGAAACUACAGCCAGCGUCCAGCUCCAAGCUUCCUGCUUUCAGUCCUUUGAUGCCUCCAGCAGUGAUCUCUCAGAUGCUGCUGCUUGACAAUCCACACAAAGAGCCCAUCCGGUUACGGUAUAAGCUGACAUUCAACCAGGGUGGACAGCCUUUCAGCGAAGUAGGAGAAGUGAAAGACUUUCCAGACCUGGCAGUCUUGGGUGCAGCCUAACUCCUCACUGGACAGACCCUGCCAUUCAAGCUUAGGCCAGUGUUACUUUUGCUGUCUAGAUAGGACUAAUCACGGUGAUUUAGUGCAGAGUGCCAAGAGUUCUAUCCUGACAUCAGGCUCUGGAUGCCAACCUCUGACUUAUUCUGCAGAUAUUGUGUGUGUGUGUGUGGCCCGGGGGCUGAGGGGCAGGGAUGUGGGUGGUGUGGGAAAUGCUAAAGCAUUUCUGAUAACCAUCUGCUACGAUCAUGUCUGGUUUUGCAUGUUGGUGGACACUGAUGUCCCUGCCUCGAGUUGGAGGUUUUAUAAGCCAAAGUUGUUGUUGUUGUUUUCCAUGUAUUAUUAUCUUUUCAUUCAUCCACUCUGUGCCUUGUCAGCCUUUGAAAGACUUGGUUGCUCCCAGGCUGCUGUUCUCAGGGACCUUAAAAGGAACCUGGUUGGUCUUGGGGCAGAGUGUCUUCUGGGACACUCUCUUCCAAGAAAGACCUUGUCUCCAUUUCCAUUAGCGAAUGCUGCUUGCAUGUGUUCAGGAAGAUCUUCUAAAUGGAAUGCUUGUUGCACUGUGUUCUAGGCGAGGGGCUGCCACUAGACCAGAGGACCGCGCUUGGUGGGCCAAUCAUGUCCUUCACCACUGUGCCUUAGAAUUGCCCAUAGAUGGACCCUUCAGGGCAGAGGGGAAAGCAGAUCCCAGGCCUUAUUCAGGCCUCAGGUUCCAUGGGUUGGGCAGCCUGUCUGGACCCUUCCUCAGGACCCUCAUCUCCAUCCUCAUCCUCUUUCACCACAAGCACUUACCCAGAGCUCUUUGAUUGUGACGCCAUGCCAGUCAUUGUAAAUCAUAACUAACAGGUUCGCCCUGGCCUGUUGACUUCACAAUCCAGGAUGAAGAACUGUGAUGCAAAUGAGAUAUGAAGUGAGUUUAGCAAUGAAAAGUGAUGACUAAAUAUAGAAAGUCAUUGAAUAAAUACCCGUGUAGCGAAUAUACUUUGUGGAGUUUUGAGUAAGUAGGAGAUGCAAAGCCUGUUGCAUUUAGAGAUAAUAGGCUUGAAGGGAUCAUUCAUCUGUUGAAGUAAGGAAGACUUCCUGAGGGAUGUGGAACCUUAAGAACUGCUUCAGUGAAGAGAAGCCCUGAGGAUCUGAAUGAAGCUGGAAGAGAGGUGGAUUCUUGUUACAGUCAUGGUGUGCAGGAAAAAUUCAGGCUUGCAGUCAGUUAAUACUUAGCACCUGCAAUGUGCUAGGCAUUUGUGCAUGUUUUACAAGUCUUGCUUGGCCUGAUGGGUGGGUGAAGAGAGCUGAGCCUGGCUGAGAUGGCCUGAUGAAGGAUGCCAGAUCCAAGCAGCUCACCUGUCUGGGUAGGAGUCUGCCUCAGAAACUGCAAGGCUCUGUUUGGGGCUCUUUAUCACAAAAUCUGGUACUUUACAGUCUGAUGUUUUACCUUCUACAUAUAGUUGGAAAUCUGCCAGCACUAUUGUGGGGAUGGGAGCUGUAAAAAAUCAAGGUAUGUUACUUUUAAAGCAAACGUGAAAACUCAUAAAACAGAUAAAUGAUGGGGUGACUUCUUCAUUUGGCAUAACUCAUAAGGUUCAUUUUAAUCUAAAAUUUUGUGUUCACAUAUUCUAUAUAGCUUUUAUAGGCUCUAGCUAUUUCAUAAAGUCUCCUAGAGGUGCCCAUCAUAAAGACGAUGCCUACCUAGAACUUCCAUCAAAAAUGGGUGAAUGAGACCUACACAUGAAAAAACCUUUAUCACAUAGUUAAAAGGUAGACUCACUGCGUGUGAACAUUCUUCUGUCUUCUGGGAGACAGACUCCCAGUGGUGCUCUGCUUAGAUAGAGUUGGACAGGGUAAGGGGGUAGGGAGGUGGGUGUCCUGAAAGUGGCCCUGGUUUAUGUUAUCAGUGCCUUCUAAUUAUGAAGUUCAGCGACCACUUAAGAAGAACCAACCCGUAUCUUUUAUUCACUCAGCAAGUUGUUGUUGACUAGCUUCUGUGAGCCGAGCACUGUCGUAGGCACUGCAGAUACAGCAGUGAUAGAAGGUCCCUGCCCUCGUGGGUCUUCUGAUGGGGAGAGACAAAUCCAUAAUGUGUCUGGUGGAGAUUUGGCACUGACGAUCCAGUAUUUUCCCCUAUCCUGAACUCUUCCUUCCGGGAUCCUGCUCAUCCCUAUUUCUUGAACUACCUCUGACUGUUCUUUUUCCUCUGUCCCUUAAAUGUGUUUCCACACGGUUUAGUCCUUAGGACUUUUCUAAGCAUUCUGGGCAGUUAACUACUAGAUGAGUGGUAGACCUCUAUCUCAGGCUUCCACCUCCUUGCUGACAUCAGGUCCAUAUUUUAAGCCGUCUAAUGGAUAUCUAUCUGGAGGUUCCACUGUUGCCUCCAAGUACUUGGAAUGGAACACAGCCGCUUCUCUCAUUCUCUCUCUGUUCUUCUAUUUGAAAGCACCUAUCCAAGCCUUCAUAGCUCCUUGAUUCUUGUUUCAUCUCCGUCCCCCUCAGUACUUUUGUCUCGUCUAGUCUAUUUCUAAAUAGUAUCACAUCUUGCCCUCCCCACUGCAUUCACAUUGUCACUGCCCUGGUUUGGCUUUUUUUUUUGGACGGUGCCGUAGCCUGCCUCUCAGUUCUCCUCUGAGCCAUUAUACUUGCCAGCAUCAGAAUUCUGUAACAUACCUGGGCACUUGACCCCUGCUGAAAAACUGUGAAUGGCUUCUUAAUGCCCUAAAAGCCUAUGCAGCCAAAUUCAAGUUGUUUACUCUGGCGUUCAGUGCCCUUCUGUAACUUUGUAUGCUCCUUACCCUUCUGGCAUCAUCUGUCAAGAAUAGAGCACACUUUGCCAGAGCCACAAGAAAGUCCCUUCAUGUUUCGGUAAUGCCAUGUUUUCUCGUAUCUCUUUGAAUACACCUGUAGUUAACUCC